This is a messenger RNA of Hylaeus anthracinus, 1668 nucleotides long. It is a transcript of the gene Snx3, whose product is annotated as sorting nexin-12. Gene Ontology annotation, cellular component: retromer complex; early endosome membrane. The coding region runs from base 155 to 646 and encodes 163 amino acids. The record is from RefSeq and is a predicted model, not a curated record. Gene Ontology annotation, molecular function: phosphatidylinositol-3-phosphate binding. Gene Ontology annotation, biological process: endocytic recycling; late endosome to Golgi transport. The transcript is spliced from 4 exons. Lineage: Eukaryota; Metazoa; Arthropoda; Insecta; Hymenoptera; Colletidae.
CACUAGCCUGCACCAUGACCACGGACGUAACACAUGAGAACGAAUUGUGUCAAGUUUCUCACCGCUGUCAUUUGGCGAACUCACGUUAUCCACCGUGUCGGAUUUAUUUUUUAGCUGACUUUUAAGUGGUUUAUUCAGUUUGUAAUCGAAAGGUAUGGCGGAUACGACCGUAGACGCGACACGUCGUUUAAACGUUAAAAAACAAACCCUGGACGACGCUUAUGCAGCGCCUGCAAAUUUCCUCGAGAUUGACGUGAUUAAUCCAAUCACACACGGCGUCGGCAAGAAACGGUAUACCGAUUACGAAGUUCGCAUGAGGACAAAUCUCCCAGUUUUCAAAGUGAAAGAUUCAACAGUAAGAAGGAGAUAUAGCGAUUUUGAAUGGCUCAGGAAUGAACUAGAAAGAGAUAGCAAGAUUGUAGUGCCUCCAUUACCUGGAAAGGCUUGGAAACGCCAAAUGCCUUUUCGAGGAGAUGAUGGUAUUUUUGAAGAUGAGUUUAUUGAAGACAGAAGGAAAGGCUUAGAAGAAUUUGUUAAUAAAAUAGCAGGCCACCCAUUAGCACAAAAUGAACGAUGUUUGCAUAUGUUUCUGCAAGAACCUGUAAUAGACAAGAACUACGUACCUGGAAAAAUACGUAAUACAUAAGUUACAAUAAGACUUAUCGCAAGUAUAUUUUCCUCCCCACCUUCGAUAUUACAGUCAUAUUUGAGUGUGUUAAAAAUUUAUUCUAAAGUUUUUAUCAGAUCCUUCCGUAUUUAUGCAAUAUUUAAUCGAGCUUUCAAUACUGUGAUGUCAAAUUACAAUACUUAUUUGUGAAAGUAUUUAUGUUUAAAAUUAAACAUUUGGAAGGAUCUUCUUACUAAGCAUCAUUAUUAGUCACUGCAAAAUAUAAUAAAAUUUUUUCAUUUGUUUUGUUUAAAGGUAUUAUAAUAGUACUGGUUUUUUAUGCAAAAAUUUAUAAUUUGACAUUUAUCACUUUCAGAGUUUGCAGAGUAACAAUUGUAUACAACAGUUCAAUUAAUAUAUAAAUAUAUGAAAUUUAUAAAUUUCAAAAUAUGGCUUACAAACGAAAUAUCAAGAUGAAAACUAUUACAAGUUGUUCAGUAGAAAAAUAAUAAGUAACUCUUCUGCAUUUUUGAAGUAGUUAGAAUAAAAUUGUUUAUAUAUUUGUAGUGUCAUCAUAGGAAUAUAUUUUGACAUCUAAAAAAAAUAUAAAGUAAAAACUUCAUCUUUCGCUAUACAGUUUUUUACUGGAUAACUUGUAAAUAGCAUAAAGAUUUAUUUGUAAACAGUGCUAUUGCAAAUAGGUAAAUAAGAUAAAUCCAGUUAUAAAUGGAGGUAAAUCUUUUGAAAAUUGUUUAUAAUUUGAUAUUCUCUACACGAAGAAAUGUUAAAAGUAUAAAAUUUACUGAUCAUAAUUCUUUGUUUAUUAAUGAUAAAGCAUAUAUAACUAAGGCGUUUUGAAUCUCCUUGUUAUAUACUUCUUGUUUCAUUGUGAGAAUAGGAUACAAGGAUAAGAUUGCUAUUGUACUGAAAUCAACAGUAAAAUUAAUAACUUGUACGUUGUGUUUUUAUAUUCUUUAAAUUUAUAUUAUAAGCAUCACUUCAAAGGUUCAUAAUUAUCAAAGGGACUGUGUACAGGGCAUAGAUUAAACUGUUUUACCGUU